GUUACAGAGCGAUAGAAUUCAAGAGGGCCUGCUUUGAUUUUUUUGUGUUCAACCACUAUUGUCAACAUUGGAUGGCAGAUCAAGAAGCACAAGGAAAGCAAGCAAUUGAAGGAGCACAAAAAACAGAGGAAGAAGCACUCUUCAGUGGACGAGGCCGAGGAAGAGGCAAGUACAGUACUAGAGGAGGUUUCUAUAGCACUAGAGGAGGAGCUAGAGGCAAAGGUAGAUUCCAGAGCAUCAAGAUAGAUCAGCCCAAGGAUGAGAGAUCUUGGAGGCAGCAACAUAGGAGUUACCAUUCAGGGGGAGCUCAAGAAGGCCAAGAGGUAGAAAGUAGCAGCUCCAACAAUUACAGGAGACGUAAUGAUCUAUGUUUUAAUUGUGGAAAAAGAGGUCACUUUGCAAGAGACUGCAAAUACAAAAAGGGCUCAGUGCAAGGAAAUGUUGCUACCUCAAGAGAUGAAGAGAAUCACAGUGAAGAAGAAUGGGACAUGCAGGCUUCUUGUGCAACAGUGGAGAUAGAAGUCGAAGUUGAGGCUAACCAAGUGGUUUUGUCAACUUCCAACCAGAGCAGAGUUGAUUAUAGCAAAAAUUGGAUAAUUGACUCUGGAGCUGCUAGUCACAUGACAGGAGAUGAGGAAAAGCUAUUGAACUUGUCAGAAUACAAAGGAAACAGAGUGGUAGUCACAGCAGAUGAUACCCGGCUUCCGAUCAAGCAAAUUGGAGAUGCAGUGAUAACACCACGCACCAACUCUGAACAAGUAAAGGUGAAAAAUGUCCUCCAUGUAUCUGGGAUGAAAAAGAAUUUGUUGUCUGUGGCACAACUUACUGCUCCUGGAAAUUAUGUGGUGUUCGGACCGGAGGAUGUGAAGGUGUAUCAACAAUUAAAGAUUGAAGGCACACCAAUCAUGAAAGGAGAAAAGAAGAAUUCUGUUUAUGUGAUGUCUGCUGAAACAGCAUAUGUGGACAGGACCAGCAAGAAUGAUACUGCUGACUUGUGGCAUGCACGUCUUGGACAUGUUAGUUAUCUUAGAUUGCAGGUGAUGAUGAAUAAAUCUAUGGUGAAAGGCCUACCUAAGCUGGAGGUGCGCAAAGAUGCUGUUUGUGCUGGUUGUCAAUAUGGGAAAGCACAUCAACUUCCAUAUCAGGAGUCCAAGUUCAAGGCCAAGGAACCACUGCAGCUGGUACACUCGGAUGUCUUUGGUAAAGUCAAACAAUCAUCAAUUGGUGGAGCACAUUACAUGGUGACAUUUAUUGAUGACUACUCGAGGCAUGUAUGGGUGUACUUCAUGAAGGAAAAAUCAGAAACUUUAGAAAUGUUUAAAAGGUUCAAAAAGGAAGUUGAGCAGACAAUUGGCAAGAAAAUUCAAUGCCUUCGAACAGACAAUGGGGGAGAGUAUACAUCAAAGGAAUUUUCAGAUUAUCUACAAGAUAAUCGUAUUCGGCGACAACUAACUUGUCCAUAUACUCCUCAGCAAAAUGGAGUAGCUGAACGGAAGAAUAGACACCUUGGAGAAACAUGUCGAAGCAUGUUGCAUGCUAAGAAUGUGCCACCUAGAUUUUGGGCAGAGUGCAUGAAGACUGCAGCCCAUGUGAUUAAUAGGCUUCCUCAAGCUACUUUGGGAUUUAUAUCACCUUUUGAGAAGCUGUGGAACAUUAAGCCAGUGGUGAGUCAUUUUCGAGUCUUUGGCUCGGUGUGCUAUGUGUUUGUUCCAGAAGCCCAAAGGACCAAGUUUGAUAAAAAGGCAGUCAGAUGCAUUUUUCUUGGCUAUGAUGACCAAAGGAAAGGAUGGAGGUGCUGUGACCCAAAUACUGGACGUUGCUGUGUUUCUAGAAAUGUUGUGUUUGAUGAAGCAUCUUCUUGGUGGUCCCCACAAGAGAUAGUGUUGCCAGAUUCCAAGGAGUUGGAAGAAAAAGUACAAGAAAAAUUUGGAGAAGAUACUUGCAGGCUGUUAGAUACUAAAGAAGUUGUAGAGAAGGAAAAAGAGAUAGCUCCUGAAAGAACAGUAAGUCCAUGGCAAACAGGAGUACGAGAGCCCAUGAUCGAAGAAACAAGACAAGGUGAAGUAGAAGAAGCAGAACAACAGCCUGAGCAGCAGCUAAGACGCUCCACUCGAGAGCGAAAGCCAAAUCCCAAGUAUGCUAAUAUUGCUCUUAUUGAAGCAAGUCCGGUGAUCGAACCGGAGAACUAUGAGGAAGCUGCACAAAGUAUUGAAUGGAGAAAAGCAAUGGAAGAGGAGAUAAAGGCUUUAAAGCAAAAUCAAACUUGGGAAUUAGUACCCAAGCCAAAUGAUGUAAAGCCAGUAUCUUGCAAAUGGGUCUACAAAGUUAAGACUCGACCAGACGGGAAGAUAGAGAGAUAUAAGGCCAGGCUUGUUGCUCGAGGGUUCUCUCAACAGUAUGGGAUAGACUAUGAUGAAACUUUCAGUCCAGUGGCUAAGAUUAAUACUGUUAGAGUCCUGCUUGCUCUAGCUGCAAGCAAAUCAUGGAAGCUGUGGCAGAUGGAUGUGAAGAAUGCAUUUUUGCAUGGAGAAAUUGAUAGAGAAAUUUAUAUGGAGCAACCAUGUGGAUUUGAAGACAAAAGGCAUUCAGAGUAUGUCUGCAAAUUAAAGAAGGCACUGUAUGGACUCAAGCAGGCACCGAGAGCAUGGUACGGAAAAAUUGCAGAAUUUCUAGUUCAAAGUGGCUAUUCAAUGACAGUUGCAGACUCAAGCCUAUUUGUCAAAACUCGAGGCAACAAAGUAGCAAUUGUGCUUGUCUAUGUGGAUGACUUAAUUGUCACCGGAGAUGACAUUGAAGAAAUUCUUCAAACAAAGGAGAACUUGUCAGUACGGUUUCAGAUGAAGGAGUUGGGAGAAUUAAAGCACUUUCUUGGGCUUGAAGUGGAUCGGACAAAAGAAGGCAUAUUUUUGUGUCAGCAAAAGUAUGCAUCAGAUUUAUUAAAGAAGUUUGGGAUGCUUGAGUGCAAGCCAAUCUCAACUCCAAUGGAGAUGAAUGCCAGACUCUGCUCCCAUAAAGGGAAGGACUUAACAAGUGCCACCAUGUACCGGAAACUGGUCGGAAGCUUAAUCUACCUGACUUUAUCAAGGCCGGAUAUAUCAUUUGCAGUAGGAGUGGUGAAUAGAUUUAUGCAAAAUCCUAAAAAGUCACACUUGGAAGCAGUACGCCGGAUUCUCAAGUAUGUCAAAGGAACACUGGACUAUGGCAUAUUAUACAAGAGUGGCACAGAGUGUAAGGUGGUUGGCUAUUGUGAUGCUGAUUAUGCUGGAUGUCAUGAUACAAGAAGAUCCACUACUGGUUAUGAAGGUGCAGGCAUGCAUAAAAAUGCCACCAGGGAGGACACCUCUUCUGGUUUUGCCAUUCGUCCAAGAGAAGUUUUGAGUGCAAUAUGCCUUCAGUGCCACACAAUUAGUCCUCAUACUGUCCUUUACCCACUCACAGGCCAAAACCUUAGUCGGUUCAAUGCCGCUGCAAAAUCAUAUAUAGAUCCGGAGUUAAAGAAUGUGACACCAGCAAUGGAAGAUAAGAAAACAAUGCUUCCUGCUCCAGAGGCUUUCAGAAGUGGAUGGGAUAGUUGGCAGAGCGUUGUUUAUCUAUACCCUGAAAAUUCAGCAAUUGUAGCUUGUAAGUUCUUUAAAAUUUCACAAUCCCAUGGAACUUAUAAGUAUGUUGAGUUUUCCACCGAAGAGAGAAGAGAUUGUUUCCAUCAACUUUUCUCGUUCAGCUUGAGAAGAUACAUCAUAGACUGAACCAGUGACGUUUAAAUCCCUUCUUAUUCCAUUCAUUUAAGCAAUUGUUAAGUUGAGUUUCAUUGCGAGAGCAGGUAAUACUUCUUUUUUUUUUUUGAAAUAGGGAACUGCAGUAUCUAUAAGUGAUGCAGUUUUAAUGGAUUUUGAGGAACAUCUGCUGACCGUAUAGCCAUUACGUUAAAUUGCAGCAGCAUAGUUCCUUGCACAAACAUUAAAAUGAAUGAAGUGACCAUUG
This is a messenger RNA of Rubroshorea leprosula, 3981 nucleotides long. The record is from the annotation of a GenBank genome assembly. Lineage: Eukaryota; Viridiplantae; Streptophyta; Magnoliopsida; Malvales; Dipterocarpaceae.